This is a messenger RNA of Myxocyprinus asiaticus (Chinese sucker), 8128 nucleotides long. RefSeq names its product synaptic vesicle glycoprotein 2A (gene sv2a). The record is from RefSeq and is a predicted model, not a curated record. The transcript has 13 exons. NCBI's taxonomy places the organism in Eukaryota, Metazoa, Chordata, Actinopteri, Cypriniformes, Catostomidae. Gene Ontology annotation, biological process: transmembrane transport; chemical synaptic transmission. Gene Ontology annotation, cellular component: membrane. Bases 260 to 2461 code for a protein of 733 amino acids. Gene Ontology annotation, molecular function: transmembrane transporter activity.
AAGAUACAGGCAAUGUCAUAAAGCCUUCUGCAUCACCACGACUAAAAUUACACCGUAUCUUCUAAAAAGAUAUUCUAAGCAGUACUUGGACAAAAUAAUUAGAGCAGAAUCGCACCGACUGCCAUAUACUCUAGUACAAGUGUUGGGUGCUGUCCAAGGUGGUAAACUCCUCUAGCCCAGCUUUACUCUACUACAUGCCAACUGGUAGCUCCUAACACCCGGUUCCAGCACUCUUUACAUCAACGCACAACUUUCAGCCAUGGAUGAGGGUUAUAGAGACCGCACAGCCUUCAUUAAAGGCGCUAAAGACAUUGCCAAAGAGGUCAAAAGGCAUGCGGGUAAAAAGGUAGGCCGUCAUGUGGACAAGGUGGCCGAUGAGUACACCAAGCGCUCUUACACUCGCUUUGAGGAGGAAGACGAUGAUGAUGACUACCCUGUGCAGGCUCAGGAUGGCAGCUAUUACCGUAGCAACAGCAGGGCCAAUGAUGAUGAUGGGGCUCACAGUGACUCUACGGAAGGCCAUGAUGAAGAUGAUGAGAUAUACGAGGGUGAAUAUCAGGGCAUCCCUAGAAAUGACUCUGUAGAAAAGGCGGACAGACAGGUGGGCGGAGUGGGACAGUCGCAGUUCCGGGACAUGACGCAGUAUGAGGGCGAGAGGAGGAAGGACCAGGAGGAGUUGGCCCAGCAGUACGAGACCAUUCUCCAGGAGUGUGGCCAUGGCCGCUUCCAAUGGACCCUCUACUUCGUGCUGGGUCUGGCACUCAUGGCAGAUGGUGUGGAGAUCUUCGUGGUGGGCUUCGUACUGCCCAGUGCUGAGAAAGACAUGUGCUUGUCUGAGCCCAACAAAGGAAUGCUGGGUCUUAUUGUGUACCUGGGUAUGAUGGUGGGUGCCUUCGUAUGGGGAGGUCUGGCUGACAGAAUCGGGCGUAGACAGACUCUUCUCAUCUCUCUCUCCAUCAACAGUGUAUUUGCUUUCUUCUCCUCCUUUGUCCAAGGAUACAGCUCCUUCCUGUUCUGUCGCCUGCUCUCCGGCGUGGGGAUUGGUGGUUCGAUUCCCAUCGUGUUCUCAUAUUACUCUGAGUUUCUUGCUCAGGAGAAGCGUGGUGAGCACUUGAGCUGGCUCUGCAUGUUCUGGAUGUUUGGAGGCAUCUACGCUGCAGCCAUGGCCUGGGCCAUCAUUCCCCACUAUGGCUGGAGCUUCCAGAUGGGAUCAGCCUACCAGUUUCAUAGUUGGCGAGUGUUUGUGCUAGUGUGUGCGUUCCCCUCCGUCGCUGCUAUCGUGGCGCUAACCACCAUGCCAGAGAGCCCACGCUUCUACCUUGAGAACGGGAAACAUGAUGAAGCCUGGAUGAUUCUGAAACAAGUCCAUGAUACCAACAUGAGGGCAAAGGGCUACCCAGAGAGGGUCUUCUCGGUCACCACCAUUAAGACGGUGAAACAGAUGGAUGAGUUGGUUGACAUGGGUGGAGAGGCCACAGUCUGGCACCAGCGCUGGAGGAUCAAGCUCACCAACCUCUUCCAUCAGGUGUGGCGAAACUUCCUGACAGUCUUUAAUCCGGAGUACAGGAGGAUCACCUACAUGAUGAUGGCCGUGUGGUUUUCCAUGUCCUUCAGCUACUAUGGUUUGACUGUUUGGUUCCCUGACAUGAUCAAAUACCUGCAGAAGCAAGAGUACUCCUCACGCACAAAGAUCUUCAUUAAAGAGAAAGUGGAGCACGUGACCUUUAACUUUACGCUAGAGAACCAGAUCCACCGGAAUGGAGAGUACUUUAACAACAAGUUCUUAAAUCUGAAAAUGAAGUCUAUGGUGUUUGAAGACUCCCUGUUUGAGGAAUGCUACUUUGAGGAUAUCACAUCAAGCAACACCUUCUUCAGAAACUGCACGUUCAUCUCCACCCUCUUCUACAACACUGACUUGUUCAAGUACAGGCUGAUCAACAGCAAACUCAUCAACAGCACAUUCCUCCACAACAAAGAGGGCUGUAUGCUGGAUUUCAGCGAUGAGAACAAUGCCUACAUGAUCUACUUCGUCAGUUUCCUUGGGACACUCGCUGUCCUGCCUGGCAACAUAGUGUCUGCUCUCCUCAUGGACAAGAUCGGACGUCUAAGGAUGUUGGCGGGCUCCAGUGUGAUUUCCUGUGUUAGCUGCUUCUUCCUGUCAUUUGGAAACAGUGAAUCAGCUAUGAUUGCCUUGCUGUGUCUCUUUGGGGGCAUCAGCAUUGCGUCGUGGAAUGCCCUGGAUGUACUAACGGUGGAGCUGUACCCCUCCGACAAGAGAACAACAGCCUUUGGGUUUCUAAAUGCCCUGUGUAAGUUAGCUGCAGUUCUGGGCAUCAGUAUCUUCCAGUCGUUUGUGGGCAUCACUAAAGCGGUGCCCAUCCUCUUCGCGUCGGGAGCUUUGGCCGUCGGAAGCUUCUUGGCUCUAAAGCUUCCAGAAACUCGCGGUCAGGUGCUUCAAUAAUCUAGCCAGCAGGUGGCUGUGUUUUAGUAGGGAAAUGCUUGACUGUGUCGCCCAACCCCAAACCCUGUCCGUGAGUGAGCAAUGCUGGAUGCAGCCGAAAAGAAACACCACAUUUACAAAUCAGUUAGAGAUAUCUUCAUUCCUCCAAUGUGUGCAAUUGUAUUAUUAUUUUAAUUUGACCUCAUUCAAAUCUAUAUGUAUAAAUGUGUUCCCUGGCAUUUUGAGAUGGGAAUAAUGAGUGAGCCAUCCAGUUAUUCUACGUUUCUAUACAGCAGAUAAAGUUUUUUUUCUAUAGUGAAUUGACCCCUUGAUCCACUUCUGAUCUUGUCUACAGGAAUAAUAGAAACCCUUUGUAUGUGCAGAAAAACUGCCAUGUUUAACACAUUCCAGCUUUGCGUUCUUUAUGGUAUGAAUGUGAAAAUUAACAUGAUCAGUUUGACUUUCCCUUUAAACUUUGUCCAAGCCAUCAUGUGAUCUGAAAACCAUCACGAGGACCCGUGACAUCAUUAGGUAGAUAUUUUAAUGGACAGUGUUGAGCUAGUGGUCCUGGUCAUGGUUAUUGUCAUUGCUCUGCUCUAGUCCUUUGUGUCCCAAGAACAACAUUUUUAAGAUUGUGCAUGAUGCCGUGAUUGUCUGCAAUAUCGGCUCAAGCACGCCUCACUUUUCAAGUUUAGAUGUUUCAAUGCAAUUACUGCUGAAGUCACAUUAUUAUAGUCCGUAUCAUCGGUGAACUCGUUUUUGGUUCAGUUUCAUCUGAAAAAUACCUUUGUUCUUUCAAGAUGUCUGUUUAAGGUGUUGUGCAUGUAAUGACGUGUGAAUUAAUAUGAAUAUGCUUGAAGAUAGUGAACAUAACUGAAGAAAGUGCUCUGUAUUACUGUACCCUAACCAUGAUUCUUUAGACAUAAUUUCAAAUGUGAAAUACGUGACAUUGAUGAGUGGUCUAGACAAGACGAACAGCUCUCUGAGCUUUGCCAUUAUCCAUAUUUUGCAUUAUUAUUAUUGAUCUAGUAUGCUAACAACAGAACAUACUGUUUGCUUUCCUCUUAAUAUCAACAGAGCAGUUUCAGUUGUGUUCUUUUGAAUGUGCGCAAACCUUGAGACGAAAGUUACAUCGAAAGUUAAAUGAUCCAAAUCAUUCAGUCAACACAGGCAUAAAACUAAAGGAAAAAAUAAAUACAUGAAGCACAAGGUGAUUUGAUUAAACUAUCAAAACCAAUAGGUUUAUUUUGAUGAUUAUGUACAUUAUGUAUUGAAUAUAAAUAUAUAAAAAAAUAGCUGUUAAUCAAGUCUGUCUGUUUGAACACUCAAGUUAAUAUUAAAUAUACAAACAUAUAUACAUAAAAAAAAAAAUACUUUCAUGUUCAGAUGUUAAACUAGUACCUACAAGUCUUAGAUUCCAUUUGAUGUUUGUAUAUACAGAUUAUCUGUUUAUUAAGGAUUUCAUUUUUAUUUUUUAUUUUUUUUUAUCAAAGCGAUUAUAUAUGUAAAAAAAGUGACUGAUUAAGUCCAUACACUAAUUUGCAGCACACACAGACACCCUCAUUUAUGUUUUCUCUCGUGUUCUUGUAAAGAAACUGAGGUAUCCGUCUGUAUGUGAGUAUGUGCGUAUGUAUGGAAGUGUGUGUGUGCUUGCAUGUGAAAUAUUGAGUGUUCUCUGAAUAUUUGUAUUUAUUUGUAUAACUGUUUAUGAGAGUUUGAUUUUAUAGUAUUUUUUACUUUAUCUGUAGAAACAGAUGUAGUGCCACAGGCAGGGUGAUAUGAAUGCUGGAUCAUUGUUGAUCUGAUGUUUAAAAUACUAUGGUGACUUGGUUGCAGUAAGUGAAAAUAGCAUUUAAAAAAAGUGAUUUUAAUUGAAGGUCUGUAUCAAAGAAAUGUAAUCAAAUUGUAGUGUUUGUUGGGCAUCAAAAAACAUGGGUAUCCCAUUAGGACAAGCAGUAAACAAAAAAACUUUGUGAUAUUUGUCCAAUUCUGCUACAGUUACCAAGCACAAUUAUUAAUAGCUCCAUGGAUAACUGCUUUUCCUGUUAAGUAAAUAGAUACUGAAGCAAAAAAAUCAGAUAAGAUAAAACCCCACCCAGUUUCCGAUGCUUCUGAACGUGUUUACACAGCAACAGUUUUUAGGUGUCGUUCAACGUUCUUUACUGCCAUUUUUAGGAUAGCAGCCAUAUUAUGUGCUCAGAGUAAACACUAUAAUACAACUGAAUAAUUUUUAGAUUUAAAAAUCCUCGAAUAGAAUUUAGAAAUGCGCAAAUAUAUUAGACCAAAGUCGAGCACUUAAAGGGGUCAUAAAAUGCUCUUUUUUAAAAUAAUUGUAUUAUCUUCCCUGAGGUCCACUGAUAAUGUUAGUAAUUUCUUUUUUUUUUUUCUUUUGUUUUGCAUUAAAACAGUCAUAAUUUAGAUAAUUUUAUGAUAAUUUUGCACCCUGUCUCUGGCCCUCUGCCUGAAACAUUCGGUUUUGGCCUAAGCGCCUCCUUAAAACUUAAACGAAAACGUCCACUGUUAUGAUUGGCUAACAUUGUGCAGCCCCUCGAAUAGAACCGGUUUCGAAACUCAGUUGGAAGAGAAUGAACCAGCUCCACAACAUUAUAAAACAAAAUGUCGGGGUUUACACAUAACGCACAUCCAACACAUUGCAUCCGCAUAUACAGUAUUAAACUGUUCAUCUCAAACACAACUGUUAACACUCACACCCUGUCUACAUUGGACGCGAGAGUCGUGUCAAAAGUAAGAGAAGAGCCCAUUAUAAUCAAUGAUGCUGUCUACCAUGGAAGCGUCUGUUGCGGCGCAUCACGUUACGCAGACAGUAAACAGAUGUCCUGUUCCGUGGUAGCGCUGUUACUGCCAACAGCACAAAUAAACGGUUUAGAAAGUUUGUGUCGAAGCGCGCGGUGUAGACAGCCUCAAGCUGUUGUAUUGCGUCAACGGACGCUCGUGGUGUAAACAGAGUGUUAGCACUAUAAACUAUCAAACAGUCAUGACAUAUGAAAUAUUCAUGAAUGAAACCAUUUCUUACGGUUUUUGUGAUUGCGUCCAAAUGUUUUAACUGCCCCAUUCUUUAAUAACAGUUCCAUUGCAAAGCUUGAAUUGUAUUGUGACUGGUAUGAUACGAGUCGAACAUAUAAUCCACUCUAAAAUACGCUGAAGACACAUCCAGUUUCCAGUAAAAUUCCAGCAUGUUUUCAUACACCAACAACUAAAAAUAGUACAGAUGGGUGAGAGAACGUGAGGCAGCAGUUGAAUGACGGAGAGCUUCUCCUCUUUAGAGUUGUAACUUGACACAGUAUCUUUUAAAAGCAGCCCGAGAUAUGUAUCAAGAGGUCAAAAACGUUUGUCUGUGCAUGUUUAUGUAGAAAAACAUUUAAAUCCAAACAGGCACAUGAAGGUGUCCUAUGUAAGUCCAUUUAGGAUGAAUCUCCCAUGACAGGCCCCAUCUUUCUUCUCUUUACCUGUGUGAUUGACUGAGCACCAGUGGGCGGAGCCAAGGGUGCAAUGACGGAAAAGUGUGCAUUGCAAAUGCAGAUGUAUUUGGUCCUUGUGACGUCACAAGUUCCAUGAAUUCCAAACGAGCCGUUUUGGCAGCUUGUUUUAAAUAAAUGCUCUUUUUCUAUUAAGGAGGAAGUUUUCAGUUUUGAAACUUAAAGUAUGUUUUUAUAGUACAAUGAUAUCUUAUAUGUCAAAAGAUCUAGGAAAAUUUGAUUCCUCAUGUCAUGACCCCUUUAAUUCAUGAUUAAUUUAGGCACAAAUGGAACUUUUCAAGCACUUAAAAUGGUUAUAAAGGCAUUACAAUUCAUUUAAAUUAGAAACAUUUUAAAAUUAAAUGUUCUAGAAACUGCCAUCCAUGUCGUCACCUUUGGUCAGCAGAAUUAGUGUCAACCCGCGCAUCAUAUCACGUGGCUUGUUGAGCGUGUUGCCACGGAGACAUAGAGCGUGUGGAGGCUUCACGCCAUCCACCGCGGCAACCACGCUCAACUCACCACGCGCCCCACCGAGAACGAACCACAUUAUAGCGACCACGAGGAGGUUACCCCAUGUGACUCUACCCUCCCUAGCAACCGGGCCAAUUUGGUUGCUUAGGAAACCUGGCUGGAGUCACUCAGCACACCCUGGUAUUCGAACUAACGAACUAAGGAACUCCAGGGGUGGUAGCCAGCAUAUUUUACCACUGAGCUACCCAGGCCCCACAGAUGCUGUAUUGACAAUCCUUACGUGUUCCAAUUGUGACAGUGUGCAUCUUCUAUUGUCAAAUUUUUCUACUCCCUCAGUUUGUACUAUAAAAUAACACAAUUUGUAAUACACUGACAUUUUGGCUAGGUGUGGUGAUCCAAGCAUGCAAAUAAAGAUAUAGACCAAAUAUAAACAAUAAAAAAUAUUUUGUGGCUUAUAGACAUAUCAUUGUUCUUGAAUACUGACAAAAUAGUUGAUCUGAAAAGCUAAAUUCUGGCUCUAAAAUGAAAGUUUACUCACCCUCAUGUCCGUCUUCAUAAAUUAAAAAGCUUACAGGUUUAGAAUGAUAUGGAAGGGAGUAAAUAAUGGUUUGGGGUGUACUAUUUCUAUAAUUUGUGAGCUGAUUACAAUUAGUAGAUACUAACAUUGAAACAUUAAAGAUUUGCUUUGUCACUAAACUAUAUAUAUAAUUGUAUUUUAUGCACAACAACGUAUGUUGAUGUAAAACUUCUUUAAUGUCACUGUCAAAAUGGCCCAUUAAUUAAUUUGCCAUGAUUUCUCACAGCAUUUCUUCAACAUCUGAACAGUUUCUCAUCUAAAGUUCUGCAGUUUUGUAACCCUUUAUUGUCCCAUCUCAAACGUGUCACCAUUGUUCCCCUCAUUGAAGUACAAAUGAGUAUGUCAUAAUUGCUGUUGUAUGCUGUGAAAUGCUGAAUCACAGUAACUAAUCUCAGUGAAGCUGUACAACUUCUCUCUGCGUAAAAGCAGUCCUGGAUUUGGUGCACUUCAUCAUUUAAGAUUGUGUACUGGUUGUAAGACUUUUGGGUUUUGUUACAGGGUCUUUUGUAUUUCUGAUAAAUAUGGGCUCACUUAGCAACAAUCAAAUCCUGUGUGCAAAAUCAAAGCAAUAAGUGGUAAACAUGUUUCUUUGCUCUGCCCCCAAACUGUUGGGAAAGAAAGCACACAAAAUGUUCGCUGGCCACAUUCGAUGAAACUGCAGGCGUUUAACAGCUGUAAGAAGAAGAAGAAAAAAUGGCCAACAUCCAUGUACUCUACAAAUAUAGGCUACCAUAGGUCCUCUGGUGCUUUUGUCAGUUUAAAUGUAUUGCCAUAAUUUAAAUGUGACAGAGAGUUUAUCACCUUAUCAUUGUACUGUGCUGUAGAGAUUGUAGUUGUUUGUAUGUAAAAUAAUUCAUAUGUGGAACAAUAAAACAAAAAAUAUAAAAAUGUUGAACAUGAGAAACAGUGUACUACUGUAUGUUAAUUUUAUCUUUUUUUUUUUUUUUUUGUACAUGAGAAUGGAAAUGACGUUGACAUUAUUUAUUGUUGAAUAUAGAGUCUAUUCCAUCUUUACCAACAUGGUUCUGUAUUACAGUUUGUGAGAGAUUUCCUUUCGUUUUCUGACAUGGGGCAAAAAAAACAAAAAACAAAAAACAAAACUGUCCCUCAAUGGAUUUAAAACAUAUACUGUACAAAUAAUAAACAAAUGGUAUAAAGCUUGAA